ACAUCGACCGACUUCUAAACUAGAUAGUACUAUUUUGACGAGGAAUUAAAAAAAAAAAACACACAAAAAGGAAAAUAGAAGAAAGCGAAAAGUAAGGCAGAUGGACCCACGUCAUUCAAUCGUCAAAACAGCCGGAAUCCCAAUAUGGGUGUACUGGAAAAGAUAUCGGAAGCAUUGCAUAACAACGAGAAGAAGACGGUGGAGUUAAGUCAAAAAAUAUUUAAGUUAAUUUCGGAAUGGGGAACUUUUGAGAAGGACUUAGAUUUAUCCAGCAAGUGUUUGAAGGAAUGCUUCAAUGAGAUGGAAUCCAAGGAAAUGCAUUUAGGAUCAGUUCAAGAAUCAGUGGCGGAGAGCUUGAAGGAACUCAAUGCUAUUAGGGAAUCAGUUGAACGAAAACGCGAAGAAGUUGAGAGGAAAGAGGAGGAAUUGGAGUCGAAGUGGAAGGAUUUGAGUUUGGCACGAAAAGGGUUUGCUGAGACUGUGAAGUUAAGGGAGGAGAAGCUGAAUGAUCAGGAGAAGGUGGUGGAAAGGCUUUGGGAUGAGGUUAAAUUCGAGCGGAAACAAACAGGCGAUGUGGAGGAAAAAUUAAUUGAAAUUAGGUUGAAAGAGAAGAAUUUGAAUAGGAUUCAGAGUUGGAUUCACCAUGAAACACAUGCCCUUGAGUUGAAAGAUCAAGAAUUGGCUGAAAAGAUGGAAGAAAUUAAAGUCAAGGAACAUAAUUUGCAGUCCAUGAAGAAGGAACUUGAGGAUAGGGAAAUGGGGUUGGAAUCUUUAAAUAAAGAGCUGGUGAUAAAGGAAUGUAUGUUGGAUAAUGUGAAGAAAGAACUGAGGGUGAAGGAGAAUAACUUGGAUUAUGUGAAAAAGGAACUAAGGGAGAAUGAAAAUAACUUGGAACCUCUGAAGAAGGCUCUUGCUGUUAAGGAAAGUAGGUUGGAUGGUGUGAUGAAAGAAGUAAGAGUGAAGGAAAGUAAAUUGGGGAUAAUGAAGAAAGAACUUAGAGAAAAGGAAAAUAACUUGGAAUCUAUGAACAAGGAACUUGCUGUCAAGGAAAAUAGGUUGGAUAGUAUGCAGAAAGAAGUAAGAGUUAAGGAAAGUAAAUUGGAGAUUUUGAAGAAAGAACUUGGAGAAAAGGAAAAUAACGUGGAAUCUGUGAACAAGGAACUUGCUGUUAGGGAAAACAGGUUGGAAGGUGUGAAGAAAGUAUUAAGAGUGAAGGAAAGUAACUUAGACUAUUUGGAGAAGGAACUUAGAGAAAAUGAAAAAAAAUUGGAUUAUGCAAAAAAGGAACUAAGGGAGAAGGAGAUUAACUUGGAUUCUUUGAAGAAGGAACUUACUUAUAAGGAAAACAUGUUGGAUAGUAUGAAGAAAGAACUGCAAUUGAAGGGAAGUAACUUAAAUAUUGUGAUGAAGGAACUUAAAGAGAAGGAAAAAGAAUUAGAUUUUGUUAAAAAGGAGCUAAGGGAGGAGGAAAUUAACGUGGAUGUGGUGAAGAAGGAACUUUCUGUUAAAGAAAAUAUGUUGGAUAAUAUGAAGAAAGAGUUGGGAUUGGAGGAAAAUAACUUAGAUAUUGUGAUGAAGGAACUUAAAGAAAAGGAAAAAAACAUGGAUUUUGUGAAAAAGGAGCUGAGGGAGAAGGAGAAUGAAUUGGAGUCGGUGAAGAAGGAAUUCAAAGCUGAAGCAGAUAACUUGAUUGCUCUUAGGAAGCAACUUGAAUCUAAGGAGGUCUUCUUGUCCUCAAUGAAGAAGGAACUUGAGCACAAGGAGAAAUUUCAUGAUGUAAUGAAGAAGAAACUUGAACUCCACGAGGAACACUUGAAGUCAUUCAAUGAGAGACUCAAUUUGAGGGAGAGAGAGCUUGAUUCUAUUCAAGAAGCAUAUAAACAGCGGUUUGAAGAACUUAAUUCAAAGGAGAAGAAACUGGAUUCACUAGAGGAAUUUGCAAAAAAAAAAACUAUGAGGACUUUCAAUCAGAAAAGAAAAUAUUCCUGGUAGAGCAGGGACUUUUUGAGCAACGCA
Messenger RNA from Nicotiana tabacum (common tobacco), 2016 nucleotides. RefSeq lists its product as uncharacterized. The record is from RefSeq and is a predicted model, not a curated record. NCBI's taxonomy places the organism in Eukaryota, Viridiplantae, Streptophyta, Magnoliopsida, Solanales, Solanaceae.